Lathyrus oleraceus (garden pea) is the source of this 554-nucleotide messenger RNA. RefSeq lists its product as uncharacterized. NCBI's taxonomy places the organism in Eukaryota, Viridiplantae, Streptophyta, Magnoliopsida, Fabales, Fabaceae. The transcript is spliced from 2 exons. The record is from RefSeq and is a predicted model, not a curated record. Bases 11 to 547 code for a protein of 178 amino acids.
GAAGAAAAAGAUGGAAGAACACGUGAUUGCAAUGGAAGGAUCUAAUAUUCCAUUUCUACGUAAACCAAGGUCCGUUAUUAGCGACAGUGAGAGGUUGGAGAAAGUAACUUUGAGCUCAUUGGCAUUAUGCUUGGUAUUGGUAAUCUUUUUUGCACUAAAGAUAUCAACAUUUGGUGAUAAGUUCAUGACAAAACAUGAAUCACCCAUUUCGAUUAUUGUCACCUCUUUUGUUUUAUAUGCUCAAAUAUCUCUACUUGGUAUUAUAGUAAACCACCCAGUUAACAAGAGCAUCUUCGUAAUCUUAUUCAUGCUGCUUCCAUUAACUGCAACAUCAGUUAUAAUAAUGAUCAUCGUUUCAUGGACUGCUGCUAUCACCAUAUUCAUAUCAUGGAUGAUCGUAAUUGCAACGAUUGUUUAUAUUAACUGGGAAGAGAUCUUCAAUGUAAAUAUAGUUGUUUUGAAUACAUUUGGAUGUAUAACAGCAACGAUUUGUCUCAUUUCCUUACUUUGGAACUUUUAUUGCAUGUUGGAUGCUUUACAUUCUUAAUUACAUU